AUGUCAAAAUCAAACUUAGCCACUAUCCUGACACUCGCAGCUACUGGUAGCGCAGCUGUUGACUACAGCCAAUAUGUAAAUGUUUUCAUGGGUACCAAAGAUGGGGGCAAUAGAUUCCCAGGAGUUGUGGCGGCACCGUUCGCUAUGACGAAGCUGGGGCCUGAUGUCCAAAAUGGCAAAACCGAUGCAUACUCUGGCUACUUGCCAGACGGUAGGAUUUGGGGCUUCAGCAUGAUGCAUGAGUCCGGGACAGGAGGGGCACCGAAGUAUGGAGUGGCAUCCCAGAUGCCAGUGAUAGGCUACGUUUCUGAUCCUCUCGCGGACCUCUCACAACUGCGGUCAUCAGAAGAUCAAGGUGGUGUCGGUUGGUACAGAUCCAACCUUGCGAAUAACAUCACUGUACAGCUUGCGGCCACUGAGCACGCCGGUCUCUAUUCAUACGACUUCCCCAGGGGUACGAAUACAUCAUCUUCCAUUGUUGUGGACGUUUCUCAUGUACUACCAAGCUUCAGAGGUCUCGGCUGGGAGCAGCACUACUCUGGUGGCACAUUCAAACUCCUCGAUGACGGACAUUACGAAGGUUCAGGCACGUACAACAAUGGCUGGAACCUGUCGCCAGACUGGACGAUUUACUUCUGUGGAAGAUUCAGCCAAGAGGCCGCAAGCUCGAGGAUCUUCUCCGAAAAUAUUGCGACUAACUACAGUUCCACUUGGUUCGCCGACACUGUACGACUUGGAGGCGUCUUCAGCUUCAAUGAGACUGAAGUGACAUCCCGCGUCGGUAUCUCCUUCGUUUCUACCACAAAAGCGUGCCAGAACCUGGAUGAUGAGAUCGAUGAGAACGCUAGUAUUCAGUCACUGACUGAAGCUGCUAAGGCGCGAUGGAACAAGGACAUUUUCGACAAGAUCCAGAUUUCCUCAAACAAUACUGAAAACCUCCAACUCUUGUACAGCUCACUGUACGGGAUGUUCCUCAUUCCCUCCAAUCGAACGGGAGAGAAUCCGGGGUGGAGCAGUAGCGAACCAUAUUACGACGACGUCUUCACCUUGUGGGAUACCCACCGAUGCCAUAUAUCGCUAUUCCAGAUAGUCCAGCCCACUGCAUACGAAGAGUUUAUACGAUCGCUCAUCGACAUUCAGCGACAUGAUGGAUUUAUGCCGGAUGCUCGAUCGUCCAACUUCAAUGGACGCGUCCAAGGUGGCUCCAACGCCGACAACGUCCUAGCCGACGCCUACGUCAAAGGUGUGAGGGGCUCCGUGAAUUGGGAAGAUGGUUUCUCCGCCAUGCGAACCAAUGCUGAGGUCACGCCACCAAAUACACUCAUUGACCCAAAAGCCCCUGACUCCUCCACCAAAGAAGGCAGAGGCGCACUUCCAGAUUGGCUGCAGUACGGCUACAUUACGCCUCGAUUUACCCGCGCAGUAUCUCGAGCGGUAGAGUACUCGACUAACGACUUCGGGCUGUACCAAGUUGCUGCCGGGCUUGGGAAGACGGAGGAUGCAGCCACAUACUUCAACCGCUCACGCAACUGGCGGAAUCACUGGAACCCCAACGCUACGUCAGAAGGUCACUCUGGCUUCGUCGUCCCUAGGCAGGUGAACGGGUCGUUCGUCCCACAAGGUCCGAAGGACUGCGGAGGGUGUUACUGGGGCGAUGCGUACUACGAAGACAACGCCUGGAUAUACAGCAUGAACGCGAUACACGACGUAGCGGAGCUGAAGGAGAGGAUUGGUGGUGAUGAGAGGUUCAUCGACAGACUAGACAAGCUCUUCGAUCUCAAGAUCUUUAAUGCAGGUAAUGAGCCAGGCUUUACCAGUCCGUAUUUGUAUAAUUUUGUACAUGGGCAGCAGUGGAGGAGUGUGGCAAGAGCACGAGCGAUCAGUGCUCUGUAUAAUUCAGGCGAGAGCGGUCUGCCAGGCAACUCAGAUGCUGGGGCUAUGGAGAGUCUCCUGGUGUGGCAGAUGAUUGGUCUUUGGCCGAUGACAGGACAGACGACCUUCCUCAUUCUUGCCCCGUGGUUCGAUAGGAUGAUGAUCACUCUUGGAAACGACAAGACGCUUGUUAUAUCGACGACUGGUGGUAAUCGUGACAGUGCUCCCUAUGUCCAGAGCUUAAAGGUUAACGGCGAGCCUUGGGACAAGUCAUGGGUGACCUGGGCGGAUAUCUUUGCCAAUGGCGGUACUUUGGAUUUCGUGCUUGGCACGGACAAGGUUGAAUGGUCGACCGGUGACUUGCCGCCGAGCCCAGCUUCGGUGGAGAUGCCCACUCUCUAGUGCCUUGGUAGGAGUGUACCCCAAGAGUAUAUCGAAAUAGCAUCGUGGCGGGAUAGACGGCAUGUGCGACAUGCCCUGGUCAACGUUGAUACCUUCGAGCUUGGAAACAAUGAA
Macroventuria anomochaeta is the source of this 2388-nucleotide messenger RNA. Its product is annotated as glycoside hydrolase family 92 protein. Gene Ontology annotation, biological process: glycoprotein catabolic process; carbohydrate metabolic process; protein deglycosylation. Gene Ontology annotation, molecular function: carbohydrate binding; peptide-N4-(N-acetyl-beta-glucosaminyl)asparagine amidase activity. The transcript is spliced from 4 exons. NCBI's taxonomy places the organism in Eukaryota, Fungi, Ascomycota, Dothideomycetes, Pleosporales, Didymellaceae. Bases 1 to 2274 code for a protein of 757 amino acids. The record is from RefSeq and is a predicted model, not a curated record. Gene Ontology annotation, cellular component: cytosol; nucleus.